AUUAAUGUUACCAAAAUGCAGUUAACAUUUAUAUAUGCGAAUAAAUCUUUUCAUUUUAACUUUAUCAUUUUAUUUAAAUUACUACAUUAUCAGCAGGCAGCUUUGACUGGCAAUGUAAAUGAUGAUGUACAUCAUGCAGAGAGCUCAGAUGAAGAACAGGAAAUUCUGUCUGACAAUAUGAAUGAUGUUUUGCACUAUGCAAAUAGCUCGGGGGAAGAAGAGAUUGGUGAAGCAGACAAUGAUGUUAAUUUUGAUGAAAACAGUAAUGAAUAUAAUGUCAACGAUAAUUUAUUUACCGAUCCUUUGUAUGAAGAAAAAAUUCUACCUGAUUCUGCAAUUACAGUUGGCGGUGCAAUCGCUCUUAUAAUGGCCUUUGUUUUGCGGCAUAGCUUGACAAAACUUGCUUUGGAUGAUUUGCUUAGUCUAUUGCAUAUUUUUAUACCUCAUUUAUUGUUACCAAAAACUAGGUAUUUGUUUGAUAAAAUAUUUAGUGUUUGCCAAGGCAAACUGGAACAACAUUUCUAUUGUAAUAAAUGCUUUACAUGUACAUAUUUGGGUACCACUAUAAGUGAUUUUGAUGUUUGUCCAGUUUGUGAAGUUGAUGUACAAAGUAGUUUGAACAGAGAUUUUUUUCUUGUGCUGCCACUUGAACAUCAGUUACGUGAAAUGUUAGAAAAUAGUAAUUUAUUUGAUCUUAUUCAGUAUCAUUUUGAUCGUGUUAAAAUCAAUGCAGACAACAUUGAGGACAUUUAUGAUGGAUCUUCAUAUAAAUCUAUUGCAGAGUUGCAACAGACAAUAAAUAUGUCAUUAACAUGGAAUUGUGAUGGAGCAAGUGCUUUCAGGUCAUCUAUAAAAAGUAUUUGGCCUUUGCAAUGUGUAAUAAAUGAGUUGCCUUUUAACAUUCAAAGGAAGCAUGUGUUGUUAACAUUAUGGUUUGGUGCUAAGCCUAAAAUAAAUACGUUUUUAAAGGUGUUUGUCGAAGAAUGUUCAAAAUUAGCAAGUAGUGGUUUUUGUGGUUUAAUAAGGCUCAGAAUAAAAAUAUAG
Messenger RNA from Hydra vulgaris (swiftwater hydra), 1044 nucleotides. RefSeq lists its product as uncharacterized. The record is from RefSeq and is a predicted model, not a curated record. NCBI's taxonomy places the organism in Eukaryota, Metazoa, Cnidaria, Hydrozoa, Anthoathecata, Hydridae.